This is a messenger RNA of Liolophura sinensis, 1595 nucleotides long. Its product is annotated as ornithine transcarbamylase, mitochondrial-like. Gene Ontology annotation, cellular component: mitochondrion. The transcript has a single exon. Bases 59 to 1168 code for a protein of 369 amino acids. The record is from RefSeq and is a predicted model, not a curated record. Gene Ontology annotation, biological process: L-citrulline biosynthetic process. Lineage: Eukaryota; Metazoa; Mollusca; Polyplacophora; Chitonida; Chitonidae. Gene Ontology annotation, molecular function: ornithine carbamoyltransferase activity; amino acid binding.
AUUCGGACUGGAAAUCACGAGGAUUUUAAAUCUGUCUCAGUAUAAUUUGUGGGUUGUAAUGGCACUGUGUAGAAUUCUAGGGGUUGGGCUACACUACAAAACCAGUCGAAUAGUUUUUGCAGGGAAAACGUUAAGAUGCACUGCAGUCUUAGAUGAUGCAACAGGUGGUCGAAAAUAUGCGUCAGGUACGUCGAUGAUCGGCCGGGACUUCUUGACCCUUAAACAUUUCCAACCCGCGGAAAUUGAAACUCUCCUGUGGACAGCAAAAGAUCUGAAGACUAGGAUCAAAGGUAACGGUGAAAUCGUGCAGCCUUUGAAAGGGAAGUCUUUGUCAAUGAUAUUUCAGAAGCGAAGCACAAGAACGCGACUCUCCACGGAGACCGGCAUGUGUUUGUUAGGCGGGCAUGCUGCUUUCCUCGGACCGGAAGAUGUGCAUUUGGGGGUGAAUGAGUCCAUUAAAGAUUCUGCCAGGGUUCUCUCCCGUUUGUCAGAUGUUAUUCUGGCCAGAGUGUACGGACAGGAAGAUUUAGAUGUGUUAGCUGACGAAGCCACAGUACCAGUUAUCUCGGGGCUGUCCGAUCUCUACCACCCUCUGCAAAUCCUGGCAGAUUUUCUCACAAUGCAAGAACACUUUGGUUACUUAAAGCGAUUGAAAGUAGCUUGGGUGGGUGAUGGCAAUAAUAUACUGCACUCAUUCAUGUUUGGCUGUGCAAAACUCGGUCUUGAUUUACGCAUGGCAACACCUAAAGACUAUUGCCCUGACCAAUCUGUCCUGGCGGAAGCUGUGAAAAUUGCUGCUAAAACGCCUGGGGCCAAGCUGAGCCACACGCACGACCCAAUGGAGGCGGUCUAUAGGGCAAACGUGAUUGUCACAGACACUUGGGUCAGUAUGGGGCAAGAAGAGGAGAAAAAACAACGGUUACAGGAUUUUCGAGGUUACCAGGUGGACAGGAAAAUGGUGGGCGAGGCAGCAGCCAAUUGGAUCUUCCUUCACUGCCUUCCUCGAAAACAGGAGGAGGUAACAGAUGAUGUUUUCUAUGACACCAAGAAUUCACUUGUGUGGCAAGAAGCAGAGAACAGAAAGUGGACAGUCAUGGCAGUUCUGUUACAUUUGCUUAGUGAUCACACACCAAAAAUCACUAAACCUAUUUUUGAACAAAUCUCCUGAUCGUUGUUUAGAAUACACCCAGUAUGUUUGGUACAUCAGACAGCCAGAUGCUGGACACUCUUUCACAAAGUCACUGUCUGAUACAUGUCAUGGCAUACAAUCAGGACUUCUUUGUUUUCAUUACAGUAAUGCAUUAUGGUAUUCUGACAUGUCUGAAAUGAAUAUAAAGUAAAAAGGCAGUAUUGCAGUCUUUUUUAUUUUAGAGUUUUAAUGAUAUAUUAUGUUCCAGAAAUUUUAACGGUGUUUUAUCUCUGAUUUACCACAAAUUUAUAGACCAGUAACUGAAAAUAUAUUACCUCCUCUGGUCCAAUAACAUAUGGCAUAUAUCACAUGGGAUCAAGUAAUGAUUCAGCAGGGUUUACUACCAUUGCUUGUUCUGCCCGGUUUCAUCACACCAUAAUGCUGGAUGCCGUUGUUUAAGUGAGAU